AUGCUGUUUAUAUUGUUUUUAAUAAUCGUAUUAAUUUAUUGGAAAUUAAAAAAGCAUUAUGAUUAUUGGAACAACCGUGGUGUGGUCACUGACAAGCCGAUUUUAUUCCUUGGAAACCUGACAUUCUUUUUGAGGAAGGCCAGCUGGGACUAUUUUUAUGGAUUAAAGCGGUAUCAGACUGUUUGCGUGGGCAUUUUUUUGGGUUGGCAACCAGCGAUCGUGGUGCAGUCGCCGGAGCUUGCUCGAAAGGUAUUGGUUGAAGACGCAGACUGCUUCCAACAUAGAUCUGCUCAUACAGGAAGCCACCAGGAUCCGAUUGGCGCGAACGGUGUUAUGUUGGCCAGGGGCCCACUAAAAAAGGAUUUGCAGAAGAUUAUUAGCCCUUUGCUAACAACCGCCCGUUUGAAGGGGUUCUGUGACGUGAUAAAUGAAAAUGCAAUAGAACUUAAUAAGAGAAUACAUCGCGAGUGCGUAGAUCAAAAGAAGAGAUUUCUUUUAAAGGAAAUGUUCGUCUUGUUCGCAUCUGAUACGAUUGUAAACACCUUUCUUGGUUUAAAAGUAAGUGCAUUACGGGGUGAAAGAACUCCCUUGCAGUUUGUCAUAGACGAAAUGACGUAUUGGAGCGGCCCACGCGCACUUGAACUGUUGACAAUACAGUUUCUACCUGCAUUAGCUGAUUUCUUAAGGCUUAAGUUCUUUUCUGCAUAUGGGACGAGUUACCUGAAGAAUCUUUAUAAAAAAUUGGUUCAUAACCGUAAAGAGAGAGAAAUGAUAGAUACAGACAUUAUAAGCCAUUUCAUAAAGUUACAAGAGAAUGAGAAGUCAACCAAAGACCCUGUACGUUUUGAGGAGCUAAUGACAUCUCAACUGGGUACCCUCAUUCAAGCAGCCAUGUUGAAUGGACCAGUAACACUUUGUCAUUGCUUACACGAGUUGGCUUAUCAUACGGAAGUGCAGGAUCGACUCCGUAAGGAAGUAAAACAAGGCUUUCGAGAAAAUGAUAUUCUAGACUAUGACAGCAUUAAUGAUAUGAAGCUUCUCAACGCAAUUUUAACUGAAACCUUGCGGAAAUAUCCGACUGUAUCCUUUCUAGACAGGAUAACUACAAGAAAGUAUACACUGAAGGAAAACCUUAGUCUAGAUGAAGGUACGCCUGUCUUUGUCAAUCUCCCUGCACUUCAUCAUGAUGAGACGCUGUUCCCUGAACCCAUGAAGUGGUGUCCGGAUAGAUUUCUGGGCGUCAAUACAUUUGACAACCGCGACUAUUCUUAUUUACCGUUCGGAGCUGGACCUCGGUCAUGUAUGGGAAAACGCUUCGGCAUGCUGCAGAUGAAGAUCGCGUUGGCUCAUGUCAUUCAGAAAUACAGACUUGAGCCAGAUGUGCCCUACAUACAAGAAUCAGACCCGUACAGCAUAGUGUUGGCCCCCAAAAGUGGCGGAAGUGUUAAAUUCAUACCACUGUAA
Pieris macdunnoughi is the source of this 1464-nucleotide messenger RNA. The record is from the annotation of a GenBank genome assembly. Lineage: Eukaryota; Metazoa; Arthropoda; Insecta; Lepidoptera; Pieridae.